Messenger RNA from Pezoporus occidentalis (night parrot), 1500 nucleotides. Its product is annotated as cyclic AMP-responsive element-binding protein 3-like protein 4. Gene Ontology annotation, molecular function: DNA-binding transcription factor activity, RNA polymerase II-specific; RNA polymerase II cis-regulatory region sequence-specific DNA binding. The coding region runs from base 449 to 1327 and encodes 292 amino acids. Gene Ontology annotation, cellular component: nucleus. The transcript is spliced from 7 exons. Lineage: Eukaryota; Metazoa; Chordata; Aves; Psittaciformes; Psittacidae. The record is from RefSeq and is a predicted model, not a curated record. Gene Ontology annotation, biological process: regulation of transcription by RNA polymerase II.
UAAUGGAUGCCCCCCAUGGGUGAAAGAGCAGGGCUUUGGUUCAGGCAUCAUGGUCAAGCAGGCCUGACCGACAGCAGCUCUGUUGUGCAAACCAUGAGAACCAUGCAAGGCCGCAUCUUCUCAGGCACCAAGGAGUCCAGGACACAUCUUAUCUGGAGAUAGCAGCACCAGCGCAAGCUGGGGCUAGACAAAACUAAAACUGACACAGCUGCAAAAACACCAAGUGGGGUUUGACUACAAGUCCAUCGCUUUAUCCUAUAAAUACUUUUCGCCUCCCUGUGCCCACUGAAAUCUCCCAUACAGCAGCGAGCUGCACAGCAGGGAUCUCUCCAGGAGCAGACGUCUGCCAAAGUUGCUCCUGGAGACUGAGAGACUCUUCACUCAGCAUCUGAUACCUACGGCUGAGAGUCCCUUCACACACCAUCUGAUACCUUGAUACUACAGCAAGAUGUCAAGCCCAGAUGAGCUGGCUCUCCUGGCAGAUGAUGACCUGUUUGAAUUCCUCCUGAAAGAAGGUUGUUUUAUGCCUGAUAUCUCAGUGGGGGACAAUGUUCUGCUGGAAGACUGGGGGCUGCCAGAGCCUGAGCCUCUGGACAAGGAUAUGGAUGAUUUCAUCACGUCCAUCCUGAACCCCUUUCAAAACGGGGCAGGCAUGCGGCAGGAUUGUCUACCUGCUGAUGGGGAUAUCGACAUUCCGGAAGAUCAACUUCAGCUCCUGAAUUUUGUCAAUGAAUUUGGUUUCAGCGGCUUUUCCUUCAGCGACUUUGCUGGCAAUGACUUGGCUGGCAACGACCUGGCUGGCAACAACUCUGCUGGCAACAACUCUGCUGGCAGCGAGAUUGCUGGCAGUGAGCUGGCUGGUAGCGAGGUUGCUGCCACAGACCCUGCCAGCGACACCCAGAACUCAGAAGCCCCGCAGGUUGAUCACAGCUCUUCCCUCCACUGGGAUUGGUCUCUGCUGCAAAGCAUAGCAUCCGAGCUGGCAGACAUGGGAGAGGAGAAUAUAUCCACUGAUGUCGGCAACUGGCAAAGAGCGGAAGGCACAAGCAUGGCCCUUGUACCAACUUCUGGUUUCCCAGUUCCAGCUUCUGUGGAUGCCGUACCCCAGGUUGAGCCUGCCAUCACUAUGCAGGCAAGCUUCCCAGAGCUGGUCCUGACUGAGGAGCAGAAGCAGCUCCUGCUGGCUGAAGAUUUCACUUAUCUGCCACUGACCCAAGUUAAAGACCAGCUUGUGAAGAAGGCACGUCGCAAGGUCUGGAACAAGCAUUCAAUCCAGAAUAUCUAUCGCAGAAAGAAGAGGAACAUGAAUAACCUGGAAAACAAGUAGGGGCACACAGUAGUGUCACCCAGCACUGGGGAGACAGAUUUCUUUAUGGGUACUCUGCAAUACUCAAUUGUAGUUGCAUAGGAUCGUAUAUUUGUGUUGUGAGAGCAAAGCUCAUCCAGUUCUAACCCCCUGCCAUGGACACCUCCCACUAGACCAGGUUGCUCCAAGCCCCG